Molecule: messenger RNA, 587 nt
Organism: Ricinus communis (castor bean)
Lineage: Eukaryota; Viridiplantae; Streptophyta; Magnoliopsida; Malpighiales; Euphorbiaceae
Product: protein PSY3
Exons: 2
Coding region: 116-391 (91 amino acids)
Source: RefSeq, a predicted model, not a curated record
AAUUGCGCAAGUCAACUCUGUGUCUUGCGAAACUUCAGUGCAUGCCCCUGUAGUUAUAAAUAUAAAUAGGGUUAUCCCCCUGCAGUUCCAGUUCCAAGGACUUUAAGAAAUAUAGAUGGAUAAGGGCGUUGGGCUGUGUUUCUGUCUCUUGCUCGUCUUUGCUCUGCUGUCUUCUGCUCGUAACCCCAUUCCCAUCUCAGAGAAUGGAAUAGCAUUAGCCAAUACUGGAAGAUCUUUGAAAGCAAUGCUUAACGAUUAUAGUGAGCCUUCGGCAAAUCAAGGGCAUGAUCCCCGAUCAAAAGACGGAAACAAUAAUGGCGGCGGCGGCGGCAACAGCAGAGGUGGUGGUGGUGGUGGUGGUGGCCAUAGUCGGAGAGGCUUACCUCACUGAAAAAAUAAUUCUCAAGCUAUGUUUCUAACUUAAUAUAUAUAACGUUAGUAAUGUUUGUUUUCUUUUUAAUUCUUUGUUUGGAGAUUAUGGUGGCUAAUUCUUGCAAUUAACUAAUAUGUUAAACAAAAAUAUUAAAUGUAUCCUCAAAGACUUUAUUUUAUUAUAUUAUAUGAGAGAAUAUGAAAUAUUUUAUUUU